GGAAGUGGGAACUGAGGCAGACGGACUGCAGUGACCGACUGUUUUGCACUGAACUUUGACUAGAAACGUUCAUGAUCUUCAAACUGUGAACUUGAAAGUGAAAGCAAAGUUUUAAGCAGCUAGUGCUAGCAAGCGUCUGCUGGUAACGAUGGCAUCUACCUCUUUUUCUGAAGAUGACCUCACCUGUCCUGUGUGCUGUGACAUCUUCAAGGACCCUGUUGUCCUCUCAUGCAGUCAUAGCAUCUGUAAAGUCUGUCUGCAGCAGUUCUGGGAAACUAAAGGAUCCAGAGAGUGUCCAGUCUGCAGGAGGAAGUCAUCAAUGGGACAUCCUCCAGUCAGUCUGACGUUAAGGAACUUGUGUGAGUCGUUCUUACAGGAGAGAAGUCAGAGAGCUUCAGCAGGGUCUGAGGUGCUCUGCAGUCUGCACAGUGAGAAACUCAAGCUCUUCUGUCUGGAGGAUAAACAGCCUGUGUGUCUGGUGUGUCGAGACUCCAAAAAACACACUGGCCACAAAUUUCACCCUAUUGAUGAAGCAGCCCCUGACCAUAAGGAGGAGCUCAAGAUCAAACUGCAGCCCUUACAGAGGAAACUGAAGACCUUUGAGGAGGCUAAAGUGGCAUGUGAUAAAACAGCAACACACAUCAAGACACAGGCCCUAAACACAGAGAAGCAGAUCAAGGAGGAGUUUGAGAAGCUGCACCAGUUUCUACGAGAUGAAGAGGCAGCCAGGAUAGCUGCACUGAGGGAGGAAGAGGAGCAGAAGAGUCAGAUGAUGAAGGAGAAGAUUGAGAAGAUGAGCAGAGAGAUCUCAUCUCUUUCAGACACGAUCAGAGCCAUAGGAGAGCAGAUGGGAGCUGAUGACAUCACAUUCCUGCAGGUAAGAGCUCCACUGUCUGUAAAGGUAGCCCAGUGCACACUGCAGGAUCCAGAGAGGGUUUCAGGAGCUCUGAUCAAUGUGGCAAAGCACCUGGGCAACCUGAAGUUCAGAGUCUGGGAGAAGAUGCAGGAGACUGUUCAGUACACUCCUGUGACUCUGGAUCCCAACACUGCAAAACCCAAUCUCAUCCUGUCUGAGGAUCUGACCAGUGUGAGACGUGGUGAUGAGAGACAGCAGCUUCCUGAUAACCCAGAGAGAUUUGAUAUGUGGUCCAGUGUCCUGGGCUCUGAGGGCUUUAACUCAGGGACUCACUGCUGGGAUGUGGAGGUUGGAAAGAGCACACGGUGGAGUCUGGGUGUGAUGGUACAGUCUCUCCAGAGGAAGGGAGACUACACCUCCAUGACUGGACAGUGGUAUGUGGGGUAUUAUGAUGGCAAAUAUAGUGCACAUGCUCCUCCUCAUGCCUCCACUCUCCUCACAGUGCAGCAGAAACUCCAGAGGAUCAGAGUGCAGCUGGACUGGGACAGAGGAGAGCUGUCAUUCUCUGACCCUGAUAAUAACACACACCUACACACUCUCAAACACACUUUCACUGAGAGAGUGUAUCCAUACUUUAAUGGUAGUGGGAUGUCUCUAAGGAUUUUACCAGUGCAGGUCUCAGUUAGAGUAGAGCAGCCCAGUUAGAGCUGAUAGUGGCUCUGUGUGGACCAGAACUGAUCAGCAUGAGGAGAUGAAUCAGUUAGAGGAGACUCUGAGGACUGAGAGAAAUGUCCAGCACUCUCCACUCCAGACACUCUGACUUUUUUAAAUUCUCAGGUUUACUGUGCAUGUGAUAAUGUGCUGUCCCUGUCCGUUCUAUGGAUGUCACUGUAUCAAAUCGGUUUUAAAAUGGAUAAAAGUUCAGUAACGUGUAACAGGGUUGUGAGUGUUUCAGUUGACUGUCUGCUGCAACAAUAAGCUCCCAUUGUAAUCAGUGCAACUGCCUACUCCAGACACAUUCAUUUGAAAAAAACUAUGCUCUGCAUAAAGAGUGCUUCAGUUACGUGCUCAGUGUAGCCUCCCUGGAACAGAGGAGCUACACCAGGCGCGUAACUGCGUUCCGCUUGCGAAGUGUGAAAUCCAUUUUAGAAGACUCGUCUAUUUUUUUGGAAUGUACUGGUCUGGUGCAGCUACUUCCAUUGAUUGCAGUGAUUAUUAACUGCUGCAACAUACGCGUUGCGAACAGAAUGCGCCUGGUGUAGCUCCCCUGUAAGUCAGUGAGUAGAUUCUGUUUCCAUGGAAACAGUAUGGCACAGAAUGGCUAUUGAACUACAACAGUUUCAAAUUAAUUUCCUAAUCAUGGAGAUCAUUCAAUUGUAUUGUGUUUUUUUUUCUGAUGAUGUAAUUAGAUUGGGAACAUCCAAUGGAGGCGAUUGUCAUGGCGAUUGUCAUGGUAAUGUUUAACUAAUUAUAUAAUUUUCUGCUAUCAAGAGACUCUCUUGAAAUGGCACAUCUCAGGUUAACAUGUGUUAAAAUGUGUGAUUAUAACCAAUGAACAAU
Messenger RNA from Sardina pilchardus (European sardine), 2416 nucleotides. RefSeq names its product E3 ubiquitin-protein ligase TRIM35-like. The record is from RefSeq and is a predicted model, not a curated record. NCBI's taxonomy places the organism in Eukaryota, Metazoa, Chordata, Actinopteri, Clupeiformes, Clupeidae. Gene Ontology annotation, cellular component: cytoplasm. The coding region runs from base 149 to 1561 and encodes 470 amino acids. The transcript is spliced from 6 exons. Gene Ontology annotation, biological process: protein ubiquitination. Gene Ontology annotation, molecular function: zinc ion binding; ubiquitin protein ligase activity; protein binding.